Bufo bufo (common toad) is the source of this 2903-nucleotide messenger RNA. It is a transcript of the gene PIP5KL1, whose product is annotated as phosphatidylinositol-4-phosphate 5-kinase like 1. The transcript has 10 exons. Lineage: Eukaryota; Metazoa; Chordata; Amphibia; Anura; Bufonidae. Gene Ontology annotation, biological process: phosphatidylinositol metabolic process. The coding region runs from base 206 to 1564 and encodes 452 amino acids. Gene Ontology annotation, molecular function: phosphatidylinositol kinase activity. The record is from RefSeq and is a predicted model, not a curated record.
CAGGACAGGGGGUGGAUGUGGGGGAGCAGCCGGGAAGAUAUCUAGAAGGAAAUAUAGAACAGGGGAUCAUCUGGAUGAGUGAAAUCAGAAGGAGCGGUGAAGUGUGAGAGGACGAGGAGCAGGUGCGGAGGAGAAGAGGCAGCCAAGGAAACUCGCUGUGACUUCGUGUGACAUGAGGACACGUGGGGGGUGAGAGCGUCUCAGAAUGGAGAGGGAAGGAAGAUGUGACUCAGCCUACAGGGCCAUGAUUAAGAGGGGGGAGUCUCGGGGAAGCUCGAGGAGGCGCAGACUCUUCUGGAAGCUCCGCCAACGUUGGAAACUUCUUGGUCUUUUUGAAAUCGAUAAGGAUCAUGACUUUUACCCGUUGACCUGUGACCUGAAGGAAGGACUGAGAGAUGCCGUUCAGGAUACCAUCCAGAGCGAAGCCACGCAGCCGAUUCUUACAGAUGAGGAUUACAGCGCUAAACUCACCCAGGGCCAUGAGGGCUAUGUUAUGAGAACAUACGCAGGGCCGGUGUUCAGACAUUUCCGACAGUCUCUGGGUGUAUCUGAGGAAAGCUACCAGAGAACUCUCUCUUCCUGUGGCCUGUACCUACAGUUUAUUAGCAACUCAAAGAGCAAAGCGGACUUCUUUCUGACAAAUGACAAGCGGCUUUUCCUGAAGACGCAGAGUAAGAGAGAGGUUCACUUCCUUCUGCGCAUCCUGCGCAAGUACAUCCAGCACUUCCAGUCCUAUCCACACUCCCUGCUGGUGAAGAUACUGGGCGUGCACUGUAUCACCAGAGCUCAGGAGAAAAAGAAAUACUUUAUCAUCAUGCAGAGCGUCUUCUUCCCGGAUGAGAGGAUCACUGGCCGCUACGAUAUUAAAGGCUGUCACGUGAGUCGCUGGACUGAGCCCGAACCAGAGGGAAGUCGGGUCCUGCAGGUCUUCAAGGAUCUAAACUUCGAAGGAAAUGUCAUUUGUUUGGACCAGCAACGUCCGUGGCUGCUUCGUCAGACUGAGCUGGACACUCGUUUCUUGCGGGACCUCAAUGUUCUGGAUUACAGUCUUCUCGUCGGAUAUCAGACCCUACAUCAAGAUGAGAAAAACCAGAGCUGGUCUUUAGCCAACCUAAUUGUCCGCACUAAAAGGUCUGUAAAUGGGACCGGUAGCCCCACUACAUCCCAGUGUGCUUCUGUUCCUGGCACUGUAGAGGAAGAAAGUGAAUCCACCGAACAAGAGGACGAUGGGACUGAGUGUAGUGGCACCCCUGACGUGACUUCUGCUAGGCGGGUGCCCUUGAAAAAAAUCGGCCAGCAGGCCAGCACGAUAUCCAACAUCUCUGAUGCUAUAGCUCAAAACCGCCGCCUGCUUCCUAACUACAAGAACCCGCUGCAUGUGAUGGACGGCCCAGAACUGAGAUACUUCAUAGGAAUCAUUGACAUAUUCACCGUCUAUGGUCUGAAGAAGAAACUGGAACAUCUGUGGAAGAGCAUGCGCUACCAUGGCCAGGAGUUCUCCACCGUCAGGCCCUCCCGGUACGCACAGAGGUUGUGCCAUUGGGUGGAGACGCAUACCGUGUAACCUUCCCUCACGCCCCAGCACAGGCCUCUCAGCCAAUGUACUGUGAAAUAGUCAUAUAUUCAUAGCCUUCAAGAUGCCGUUUCAUUGUGAAUGCCUUAAUUUAUAAGUAAAAAUAUUAGGAAUGAAGGUUACUGAGCAUACUUGUGAUAAUGGAUGACCAUAGACACCCAUCAGCCAUAACAUCAUCUGGUAACAAUGGCGCCUGUCAGAGGGGUGGGAUAUAUUAGUCAAACGGCGGUAGAAAUGGGCAAGCGUAAAGACCUGAGUGACUUUGACAAGGGCCAAAUGGUGAUGUGUAGACAACUGGGUCAUUCUCCAGAAUGGCAGGUCUUGUGAGGUGUUUCUACCAAAAAUAGUCCAAGGUCCAACUGGCUAACCAGUGUCAGGAUCAUGGACGCCCAAGGUUCACUGAUAUCUAUGGGAGGUGAAGUCUAGUCUAUCCGGUUAGAUCCCACAGAAGAAGAAAAAUUGCUGAAGAAGUUGGCACUGGCUAUGAUAGAAAGGACACACAAGACAUUGCAGGUUGCUGUGUGUCGGGCAGUGUAGCCGUAGACUGGUCAGAGUGUCCAUGUUGACCCUGUCCAUUGCCAAAAGUGCCUACAAUGGUCAUGUGAGAACCAGAACCUGACCAUGGAGCAAUGGAAAAGGUGUCCUGGUCUGAUGAAUCAGGUAAUCUUUUACAUUAUAUGGAUGGCCAGGGUGGGGUGAGGAUCGUGUGUCACUUAGAGUCUUACUGGCCCACCUGAGGAUCCUCCGGUGGGCCAAGGUCUGUCAAUAAUGGACCCCUAAUAAAACAGGACAAGGUCCUAUACACACACAGAGGGUGGGCCAUCAGAAUAAUUUUCUCUUGUGGGCCCAAGGGACUGCAGUCCGACGCUGGUCACUUACCUGGGGUAGAGAUAGUACCAGUAUGCAUUAUGGGAAGAAGACAAUCUAGCAGAGGCAGUGUGAUGCCCUGGGCAAUGUUCUGCUGGGAAACCUUGGGUCCUGACAUUCAUGUUGAUGGGAGACAUACCAUCUACCAAAACACUGUACAGGUCAAGUACCCCACUUCAUGGCAGCAGUGCCCCAUAAUGGCAGUGCACUCUUUCAGCAGGAUAACACAUGGUCAUACUGUUAAAAUAGUACAGGAAUGAUCCGAGGAACACAACAAAGUUCAAGUUGAUGUUAUGGCCUCAAAACUCCCCAGAUCUCAAUCCGAUUGUGCAUCUAUGGGAUGUGCUGGAAAAACAAGUCCGAUCCAUGGAGAUCCCACCUCACAGGAUCUGCUGCUAACGUCAGUGCCAGAUACCACAGGACACCCUCAGAGAUGAUGGGUCAGAGCUCUUUUGGCAGCAAA